Messenger RNA from Nothoprocta perdicaria, 8232 nucleotides. Its product is annotated as KIAA1671 ortholog. The transcript has 12 exons. Lineage: Eukaryota; Metazoa; Chordata; Aves; Tinamiformes; Tinamidae. The record is from RefSeq and is a predicted model, not a curated record. The coding region runs from base 165 to 6029 and encodes 1954 amino acids.
CCGGUGCCCGACGCUUUCCUUGGUUCCUGAUGUGAUCUGGCAACGGCGGCUCUCGCUAUGAGAAGCGACUUGGCUCGUCCUGCCCGGCUGCAGCACAACGUGCAAAUUAUGAUUUUUCUUCCUUGUUGGGUUUUUCCGAUUCUGUUGAAUGUGUAAUUACAACUAUGGCAACAAAAGUGGAAAUCAGUUCUGCUCUGGCGUCUCUGACGGCGGUGCCUGACCUGAAGGAGAUCACGAAGGAGGAUAAGCCGCAGCGGGUGUACGUGAGCGUGCUUUCCGAUGCGAGCAACAAGGCACACGAGCCUUCGGCACCACGCGCCCUGGAGGAGAAGAACAAAUUCACGAGCACGCUGAGGUCUGCAACCAUGCCGACGCUCGGAUCGAGGCCAAGGCUCUUCCCAAAGCCCUUUUCGAAAGAGAAGUCUUCGGAUACUUUUGCAAAUGUAAAACCACCUGUUACGGCUUUCAAACCAAGUAAUCUUAUUAGAAAGGCUGCUGAGGAAACAUCGCCCGCUAAGGGAUUAAGUGGCAGUGUCCCUCCAUUAGUAGAGCAUAAAGUAAUUGAAAGUGAACAUAAGGCUACCAGCGAAGUGGUCACGAAUAUGACUUUCUACACGGGUCCCAGCGCUAACACUGUUAUCCUUUUCGAGACAGCUGGCACGGAGCAGUCAAAGGUCAGCGUGGCCCAAGGCAAAAGGGCUGCUGAUGACCACAGAGUAUUUGGCACCCUGCAAACAAAAGAGCUUCAGUUUAACACAAAGCUUGAGAAACCUUCUCAGCCGUCUGAGGCCACCAGGAAGACUGAAGGAUCCAUUCACAGGCAGAUAUCACUCUCUCCCAAUCCUAGACCUGUCUCUUGGAACUCCCUCAAAACUCGUGAAAAGAAAGAUGCUUAUGAAGAUGUUACAGGGGAGAAAACCAGUGAUGACACAAACAACGUCAGCAGUAGAGGCGGCUUUUCUGAUGUGCAGCAAAGGCUAAAACCUAGACCAGUGUCUGCUGCUUUUCUAGAAUCACUAAGAGAUCAGAAGCAUCAGCCGGUGGAAUCUGUGGAGGAAAAAUCUCCCACAGAGAAAUCCUGGGCUAGAAAACCCAGGCCUUUGUCCAUGGAUCUGACGGCUAAGUUUGAGCAUAAGGAUCUCUCUCCCUGCAAAAAGACCUGCUCAUCCCAUGAGAGCAAGGAGAACAUGUCCUUAACUUAUUUCACUGAUGUGAGCUGUCGUGAGCAGUCUGAAAUGGGGCCAAAAAAUGAAGACAAGGAGUUCAAGACAGACAGCUCGUCUAAAACAAGCUUGAAGCGCAGUAGUCAUGACAUUGGUGUCCUGAACGAUGGGAAGUACCUGUGGGAAUCGCAGCAGAAAUGUAAAAGUGAACCAAGCGAGAGCAAACCAGAAGUAGCUGCUACCUCGCGUGGCUCUGAAAGAUGCUCUGACGCUAGUGGUGACAGCAGAGCUAAUAAGGAGGCAAAAAGAUCGGAUCUAAAGGAAACUUGUGUGCUUCUAACUCGGGAGAGCCCUGCAGCUCCCUCGGAGAAGGAGAACAGUAUCAAAAGGGGCAGUGUUAAAAAACACAUUAGUCUGUUUGCUUCAGAAAGUCCGAGUGCUCCAGUGGAUACAGAGCCUCUCCCCUCACCUGGCGAGAGGGAGAACGGCUACGUGACCAUCCAGCAGAGAAUCAAAGAGCUCACAACAGAGAGCGCGGAUGUGAAACCAGCACCUCUGCGCAGGUCGCCCCAGUCCCGGCCGCUUUCUGCAGACCUCACAAAGAUGUUUUCAAGUCCAACAUCAAGCAGUGAAGUCAAGCCAGAGAAACCUGCUGAGAUAAGAAAUGACUCUACCACUGAAAUGCAAGAAAAAAGUAAGGAGGCCAAGCUUCUCCAGGGCACAGAUUUCAGUGAAGCAUCCGCCGUUGGGAAUGCUUGGAAACCCCGGCAGAUUCUAAAACUAACCAACAAAGUGGAUCAGGCAGAGGCGAAAGGAGGCUUCCUUGGAGACAGUCAGCAUUUUCCUCUGCAAGGUGAAAACUCGGUCUCCUUCACAAGCAGCUUCGAAAAAAAACUGAAACCAGCCCCGGUUAUGGAGAAGACCUAUGUGAAAACUGUCCGGGCCACCAUGUUUGACCACAACGUUGAGAGACAUAAUGUGGCUGCUGGUCAUUCUGCAGCUGAUUCGGCACUGAAGAUGACUAAUGAGCUUGAAAGAAAGCCUGACACGGUGACUUUGGGGCACAACAAAGGGUCGCAGGGGGCAGAAGCGGUGGAGGAGACGGCUAGCAUGAAGCAGUAUCACAGACAAGCUCAUUCAUCAAAACAUACAGCAGAGGGAGAAAGAAGUGGAAACGCAGCCUGUUCAAGUGAAGGCAAGAAAAUGACUCAGACGAUUCUGUUAGAAAAACCUGCUGUUGAGAAAAGUGAAAAACACACUCCUAGAAACGUGGAAGACUCUGUAACUCACCAAAGAAUAGAGCCAAGAUAUGAAGUCUUUCAGACGUUUGGUGAAAGGGUUCUCAGCGAAGCCAUUACAAUGGCUCCCGAGAAGAAGGCUAUGACUCUCAGAACUAGAAAAUCAUCUGUGAAAGAGAAGAAAAACAAUGGGGAUGUUUUACACACUGAACAGCCUGCCAGGCUAAAUAAUAAAACUGACUACUUGAAAGAAGCUGGCGAUGCUUCAGAAACUAAAGACACAAAAAUGUUUCCAAGCAGGUUUACUUUUAAAGAACCUAAUGACUUUUCCUUCAGUGCAUGUACUUUACCUGAGCAGAAAAAGGACCCUGGAAAACCUGAAACUGCUCCAAUAUUAAUAGCAGAGAAGAUACAUUAUUCUACAGACAAAAAUAAAAGCCUGGGAAUAAAUGAGCAAGCAAAUAAACCACAUUCUGAGGUUAAAAAUGAAGAGAGUGAAGUCCCUUCCACAGAGCGGCCUAGUGUGGUGAAAUACUCUUCUGAGAAAAGGAGCGUAAGAUCAGGCAGAGCAGAGGGCCACGAAUUCAGAACCAACUUUGGUCAUGAAGUUAUUUUAACCAGUGUAAAUAAACAUGGGGCCCAGUCUUCAUCAGUGGUUUCAAGUGGACAAGUAUGUAAAUCUUCUAGUAGCCACCAUCCUGAUAUGGAAGUACUAUCCACUAGCAAAGAAAAACCUAGAGCCUUUGAUUUAAGGAAGUGUGUGGACUCUGUGGAGCAGAGCUUUAGCUUAGAUAGGACAGCACAUGAGAGUAGAGAGAAAUUCAGAGUAACAGAACCAGAGGAAAAGAUCAGGAGAACCAAAAGCAGCAUUGCAGAUUUGAAAAUUUCAGAAAGAUGGAGAAGAAAGACCUUGCCCCAGGAUUCAAGCAGGAUGGAAGAGGUUGGCUUGCUCACUCCGGAGAGUAUCAGAAGGCUGAACAGGACAGAGUCCUUGCAGUUGGAAGAAGGCUUAGUGAAAAAGAGAACUAAAAAGAGCAGGGAAGGAAUGGAAGGAGAUGAGCCAAACCAAACUGCUGAGGACUACUUGAAAAAUCAGAGUUCUGCUUUUGAACCAAAGGAGACUUAUUUUGCAGUUACGUACCAGGUUCCUGGUGACAAAAAAGAGAAAAGCUUUGGUACCCCCAGUGCGCGUGAAGCUUGUAAAAUUUCUCCCUCCGGUGAGGUAGUAGCAAGUAAUUUGGAUCCUGCUUUUUCCCAAAGGUCCAAACCUGUGUUACAACAACCCAAUAAAAAUAUAACACAUGCGAAUUGCAGAGAAGACUCACGAGAUGCAUAUAUUAGUAAGGAUUGGGUGAAAGAGGAAGAAAAGAAUGAAGCUAACUCUUCCAGAAGCAUUGCAGUCACUAAUUUUCAACUGUCUGGGAAAGAUAACCAAAAGUAUCAUGAAAAAAAUCUAGAUUGUGCUAAAGACAAAACUGUUGAUGUUAAUGCUUUUCUGUUAAAACAGGACCUGGAAAAUACACGUCAAACUGACCUCAGAGGCAGUGCACGAAAGGUUUCUUCUUACUAUGAACCCAGAUUUGCCCAACAUUUCACACAGUUGCAUAAAAGCAGUGAACUAGUAAGUCACAAGAGUACUGAAAGCAAUUUUGAUACAGGGGGAGGGAAGGCUGAGCAUGGUUAUAGAUCACGAAUUCUUGAUAUUGAUGCCCUUAUGGCAGAAUAUAAAGAAGAAUCGGUGACUCAGGAGAAGCUCCCUGAAGAUCACAGUGUAUUUAAUAGGGAGUUACCAAAGAACAAAAGACAUGUGUCAGAUUUGACUUCCUCCUCCUAUAGCUGGAAAGAGAGGAAGGGAUCAGAACACUGUUUUGCUAAAAACAAACAAGGUGACCAUGCACAAGACUACAACAGACCAGAGAAAUUAAUCCUGAAUGAAAAGAACAGUGAGAAAGUGGAAACCUUUGGCUCUGAAUUUGAUAAGCACAAGCCCAAGGAGAGAAAGUUCAGCCCUCCCUACUGGGGCAGUCCUAGCAGCUUGUUCUCAGAGAAGUUGGUAAAUUCACCCGUGGAGUUCACCAGGAAAAAAACGUUCAUCAUUGAUGAAGAUCAAGAAAUGAACCUAGUCUCCAGGCAACAAAGUUCAGCGUUCGCAGUUGACAGGGUACAGCCUGCAAGUGUAAUUGGUACAGACCAAAAGCUGGAAAUCAAUUUGGCUUCGAAGUUGGUUGUAAAGGCUGAUGUUGGCCCUUUACAGAAGAAGUUGCUCACAAAAGAGCAGUUCUUGGAGGUGGCUUCAGAAGGCGACCAGAGCAGAGACGUAACGCGGAGCUAUAUGAGUAAGAGCAAAGACGAUGCGGGUAAGACGUGGCGUGACGGUGACCCUGCCAGUGUGAAGAGCAGAACGGAUUGGCAGAGCUACACGUGCUCCCUGGGAAGCGCUGCGCCGGAUUUGAGACGCUCCUAUUCAGAAAAGAGCCGCCAAGGAAAGGACACCGUGCCGCUUACGAAAGAAGCAAGGGGCAGAAAGGAUCUGCAUCGGUUCAGACAGAGCUUCCCGCCAGAAAGUGUGGAAACCGGCUGGCAGAAAAAGACGUCCUCUCAGUCGGAAUCUUUCUUCCAUGAAGAUAGGAAGGCUUCUGGAAAAGUGUGGACCAGGCAGAGCUCAGAAAAAGCAGAUGGAGCAGACUUCACACUUCACAUUCAGAGAAGAAGCCAGAGCUUCUAUAAAGACAGAAGGGUGGAUAGCUGGACGGACCAGCUGAAGCAGUGCUUCUCCAGACCCUCGCCCGAGGCCAAGGACACGGACACGCUGGUGCGGGAGCCCGACAGCCGGUACGGUACCUGGGGCGAGCAGCGGCACAGCGGGGACAGCUUCGCAGCCGAAUCUCCAUCCUCAGAAAACAAUGUCAUUUCAUCAAGAAAGCAGCCCCCCAACAGCCAUCCGUCCUCCCUGUCCUCCCAAACGGAACCUGCCUCCCAGGUUGAUCACCAUGACUCUUCGAGAGACCAAAGGAGCACAAGCCUGGACCGUUCCAGCACUGACAUCGACUCCACGGAUGGGGCCGACUUGCCUCCUCCUGGAGACACCUACCCCGAGGAGAAGACCACUGAUUUCUCGUUCAUUGAUCAAACCACUGUCCUAGACUCCAGCGCACUGAAGACUCGUGCACAGCUCAGCAAAAAGAGACGCCACCGGGCCCCCCUUUCCCACUCUCUUCGAAGAAGUAGAGGGUUGGAGUUUGAGAACAGAUUUUCUUUGGAGGAUCCAGACACUUCCUGGAUGUUUAAAGAUUCCACAGAAGAGAAGAAAACUAUGCAACAAGAAGAUUCUGAUGAGGAAGAGAAAAUACAUCGUAUUGGGAAAUCAUCUUCUGUACAAGCUCAGAGGCUUCCAGUAUUCCCGGGAAUGGACCACGCUGUCCUCAAGGCCCAGUUGCGGAAAAGACAGGAGUCUGAGACUUCUGGUGAAGUAAGUUCUGCGCAGCUGUUCAAGUCCCCGAAAGCCCCCGGGAGCAGAGUGCCGCCCUCCAGUGCGGAGCGGGAGGACAGGUCAGAAGAAAAGUCCCCUCAGUGGCUGAAGGAGCUGAAAUCAAAGAAGAGACAGAGCCAUUAUGAGAAUCAGGUUUGAAAAGAUAAUGACGAUGACCAGGAGAAGAUACAGAAGUUUAACAGAAGCCUUAACUCAUCUGAACCUAAAAUUCACACGUCAUGUUGCUGCUGUUUGCUUCCUGCCUCAACUGCUAUGUGCAUGGUGCCUUCCUGUUUUGUGGAGAAAGCUGCUUAACGUUCAUAGUCAAAUACAAAGCUGCAUCUUUCCAGCUUCGGGAGCUGAGCCACGUCAGCCCUGGCAGGAGGAGCGAGAGCUCCACAGGUAGCACGGAGGGGCCGGAGCGCCGGUCUGGCCGUGCUGGGCACCGGGACGGGCCCCUCGCUGCCUCCCACGACGCCCGCUCCCGUGUGCGUGUUCGGCGCCCCGGCAGCGGCACUUCUGGGGGGCUGCCAGCUCCCAGGCUGCUUUUGUAUUUGCUUAUGAAAAUAACAAUUUUAAUCAAUUUUAUCUUUUUUGUAAAAAAGAAAAAAAAGUAAGCUCUGAUUUAGAAUGCAGUUUGUGCAAGGUGAGAGUGAAAGAACAAAUUAUGUUUACUGCCAUACUGAAAAAGGAAACUUGAUUAUUUUUUGUAAAAUGUAUUUUUGAUUGGCUUAUAUUUACAUGUGAUCUGCUGGUCUAGCAGAUGAGUAUAAUUUUUAGAUGAACAAAAUGUUAAUUUUUGUCAUUCUUGAAAUGGUAUUCUGUGUUUUGUCAGCAUGUGGAAUAAUUGCUUCAUUGGAAUGUCUUUCCUAAAAAGGAUCAAGCAAUAAUGUCAACCAGUUCUCUUGAAAAAUACAUGUAAAUACUGUUUUUUAUUAAAAAAAGAAAAAAAAAGGAAGGGAAGAGGGAGGAUGCUAAACUCAUAUCAGGGUUCCAGUUAAUUACUGAAUGUCACUUUAAUAGCAGUUUGCAUAGUCCCACUUCGUGUUUUUAUUCAUUAAUCUGUAAAUACCAGUUUUAUGUUUUUAUUCUACGCUAAUUUUGCAGGAUAAGCUAAAGGUGUUUUUCAGUUUCUCCAAGGAAUUACCUAUCUUCUUUUGGUUAGAGUAGCCGUGUAGGUAAUCUCAUCCGUAGCACUGGUGUUCUGAUUAUCACUGCUAUCACCAAUAUAUAUUAAUAUAUCUUUGAAUGCAGGUUUGGUGCCUCCACAGAGGUGUCCAGUUAAGAGGCAGUUUAUUCUUUUCCUGAGGAAGUGCUUUUCUCAGAACCCCUUUGCGGAUGCAGCCGGCAGCAGUCGUUCCGUCGUGUCGGUGGCGCUCGGCAGGGACUGGGGCUGCGCGGACGGGGUCCGUGAGUGGCCCUGCGGUACCAGGGGAGCAGCCAGGCUGCUGUUGGUGUCCCUGCCCUCCGUGUCCUGCUGAGGGGGUCUCCAAUACUCGGCGCAGCAGCAGCCUCUGUCCCUGGAGGCACCGCGGCCGGGGCCCUGCCUGCCCUCCCGCUCCGCUCCUGGGGGACGGCAGCGGGUCGGGAGACCCCUCUGUGGGGCCGGGGCGGCCCUGGGUGCUCCGUGGAGGGGGAGCGAGUGGUGAAGGGCUCCGUUCGCCGCCGCCCCGUCACCUCAGAGCCCUUUCAGGCCUCCCUGCCGCCAGCGAGAGCAGCACCGAGGUCGCUGCCGGGCAUCUCGUGCUCUGCGGCGCCUCUCCGGGGGCAAGCGGAGAGGGCCUCCCCCCAGGCUGCAGCUGGGCAGACUACUAGAGAGCUGCUCGUAAUUAAUUUUAUAAUACGUUUUAUGUGUUUUGUUCCUCCUCCUUAGAUGAUGCUGGAAAAGGCAACUCUUAGAAAAAGCCUUGAUAGGCGACUUCUGGGGUCUUUUUGAGACAGCAUUCAGAGUGUCAUCAGCUGUAUGCCGGGUGUGAUGUAUGCACUUCAGGUAGCUUGCAAGCAGCAAUGUUUGCAGGUGCGACAGACGAAUAAUCAUUAUUUUUUUUUAUCAUUACUCAAGUCGAGUGGGACUUAUUUUAAGAAGUGUCUAGAAAUCAGGUAAAUUCCCCCGCUUACAAGAAUAUUUACAGAGUCUUAAUUUUAGAAUUCAGCAGGUUGACAGUGUCUCAUUACCCGUAGUUGGAGGAUUUAAUGCUUCUUGAUCUAAUAAAUGAAGGCCAGAAAUUAUUUAAACUGCAAUAUUUGCUCUGUGCGUGAGGAAACUGAGGGGAAGAAUAUUAGGUUUCCACAAAGCCCUUUGAAUGUAUCUGCAUUUCCACGUCUGCUUGGACAAUGCACUGAAACUUAGCUGUAUUUAGCA